Humulus lupulus (European hop) is the source of this 1840-nucleotide messenger RNA. Its product is annotated as putative F-box protein At3g29830. Bases 91 to 1539 code for a protein of 482 amino acids. Gene Ontology annotation, molecular function: protein binding. Lineage: Eukaryota; Viridiplantae; Streptophyta; Magnoliopsida; Rosales; Cannabaceae. The transcript is spliced from 5 exons. The record is from RefSeq and is a predicted model, not a curated record.
UUUUAUAGUACUGUUUUGUUCUAGUUCUACUUGUUCGAUUUCACUCAUGUUUUUACAUUAAAAAAAAAAAUUAAUGGUAGGGAAAAAGUAAUGCUUCCUCUCAAGAAACGUAGCCUCUUAAAGGGCAAAAGAGCAACAAUGGAUGAUUACCACGAUCACGACGAUCGAAUCAGUAAAUUACCGGAUGAUAUUCUGGUGCUGAUUAUAAAUUGCUUGUCACUACGAGACGCAGCAAGAACGAGCGUCCUCUCUCGGCGAUGGAAGAAUCAAUGGACCCUAAUUUCUGGAACAAUGGAAUUCGAUGCGAGCACGACAAUGGAGGACAUGAGGUGGCUAAGGAAAGAACGAAGCUUUGAAAGACCAAGGUACGCGAAUUGGGUGAAUCGAGUUAUGGCGAGGCAUAUGUCUUCGAAGCUAGACGAAUUGAAAAUUUGUUUCGAUCUCGAUAAUAGUUUCUCCAUUGAUAUUAACAACUGGGUGGGAUUCGCAGCUGUGAAGGAGGUAAAAAAGUUAAAUUUAGGGUUUCCAGGUAGAUGGGGAGGAAUGUUGAGAAACCCUUAUUGUUUAAGCAUUUCAACUCUGUCCAAUAGAAUGGGGCAAAAGCUGAACAGUGAAGCUUUCUCUUCCUUGACUGAUCUUAAUCUGAGUUUUGUCAAUGUCAAUGACGAAGUUGUUGAGUAUUUCUUAGCCAAAAGUCCCAAUCUUGUGAAUUUAUGCAUCAAGGGUUCCAACUCUCUGGUCAAAGUGAAAGUUUCUGAAUCUGACCCAGUUCUCAACUUGAAGAGCUUAAAGAUUUUAGAGUGUCCUCUCAUAAAACUCAUCAACAUCUCAACACCAAAGCUUGUUUCAUUUGGUUAUGAUGGACCAUUGAUUGACAUGCCAUUCAAGAAAGUUCCUCAUCUAUCUGAAGUUUAUUUUGGAGGGAAUAAUACUAUUUCAUUAGCUAAUCAAUCUAAAGAGCUUUUUGGGUACUUUUCUAUGUUGAAGAUACUCAAGUUGGACAUGUCUUCUUCGGUCUAUAACUUCAAUCGUGUGGCCAGAGCUUUUGAGACUCAAGUUCCUGCAUUAAGUAAUCUCGAGCAAUUGGAACUGUCGAUAAUGGCUUACUGUGAUCAGUGUAUUCUUUGGCCUUGUUUGAUGAUAAAGGCUGCUCCUCUCUUGCAUAGGUUUUCAAUGAAGAUGAUGUUCAAGUGUACUGAUCAAGACUUGUACGACAGAAAUGAUCAGUUGUUGUCAAACGAAGACCAGAUAAGGAAAUUAAGGGAGGCAGUGUUGUUUACUCAUGAAAGUGUUAAGGAGGUGGAGUUGUAUGGCUUCUCUGACCAUCGAAAUAUCCAUAUGGCCGAGCUUUGGCUGCGUUUGGUUGAUAUUGCGGUGUCGCUUGAGAAGGUAACCAUUGAUGUUCGACAUCCAUGUUUAAAGGAAAGUCCAUGGCUAAAUGUCAAAACGCAGGAGUUAGACAAAGCCAGAGACAGAAUCAGGUUAUUUGUUCAAAAACACUUGCAUCGUCCCAAACCCAUUGAUAUACUUGUACUUUAGAUAUAGAAUCUGGUUCGGUUGUAUGUAUCUUAAACAAAAAUUGUGCCUAUUAUUCCAUCAAGCAAAAGCCUUUGUUUCUUUGUAGUUAGUAAUCUUUCACUAUUCAAAACUUUUGGUGACAAUUUUGGUGCCAACACUACCCUACAUUUCUGUAGUGUUCAAAAGUUCGAACAAUAUAUAUAUGAAUAUAGAUAUUUUAACAGUAGUCCAUUGAAAUGUACCUCAAUGGAUGAAUAAGUGUAUGUUUAAUAAAUUUUCACUUAUUAAUGGGAAUGGUUAUAUUUAUGGCAUGUUACUUUAA